Aspergillus japonicus CBS 114.51 is the source of this 531-nucleotide messenger RNA. RefSeq names its product nuclear cap-binding protein subunit CBC2. Gene Ontology annotation, cellular component: nuclear cap binding complex. The transcript has 5 exons. Gene Ontology annotation, molecular function: RNA cap binding. Bases 1 to 531 code for a protein of 176 amino acids. The record is from RefSeq and is a predicted model, not a curated record. NCBI's taxonomy places the organism in Eukaryota, Fungi, Ascomycota, Eurotiomycetes, Eurotiales, Aspergillaceae. Gene Ontology annotation, biological process: mRNA cis splicing, via spliceosome.
AUGAGCACGGUACCGCACAACACCGUGGAGAGACUGGACCGUCCCAGUGCCUACUAUGUGGGAAAGAACAAGAGACGCAAGUACAGCCACGACGAACCCGAGAAGCAGGAAGAGCCCGCCGACAAUCUGAAGAAUGCCACGACCCUUUAUGUCGGCAACCUUUCCUUCUACACAACUGAAGAACAGAUCCAUGAGCUUUUCGCAAAGUGCGGAGAGAUCAAACGUCUUGUUAUGGGGCUCGAUCGAUUCAACAAGACCCCUUGCGGAUUCUGUUUCGUCGAAUACUACACGCACCAGGAUGCUUUGGACUGCUUAAAGUAUAUUGGAGGCACCAAGCUCGAUGAGAGAAUCAUCCGCACGGAUUUGGAUCCCGGUUUUGAGGAGGGCCGACAAUACGGUCGCGGAAAGUCCGGUGGUCAGGUUCGCGAUGAAUACCGCGAAGAGUACGACCCCGGUCGCGGUGGCUAUGGUCGGGCAUACGCCGACGACCAACGACGGCGCGAGGAAGAAGAGUACGGUAAAGGUAGGUAG